AUGGCUAGCACCCAACCUCCAUAUUACUCCUCCACCUUUGGCAAUCCAGAGCAGGAUGCCAAUUCAUCCACUCCCACAGGCACAACCGUUGGAAGCUCCACUGUCUACUCCCCUGAUGCAACAGGCGCAAAGGCAGCGCAUGGCUCCUCGACAGGGGCCCCCGGAGCCCCGGGAGUUCGGGACACUCGGUCACACUACGACCCGAACAGGACCGAAUACAACCCUGCGACCGGUUCGGGAUAUACCUCGAAAAACCAUGAUAAGCAAGAUUCCCGUGCUGAAUAUGCCCCAAGUACUACAAACAAGGAGUACGGCGCUGAAGAGGUUCCGGCCGAGGCCAAAUCGGCUCGGAAGGGGGAUGAAAUCGGCCGCGGAAUCAAAUCUACCGUGGCAGGGGUUCAUGGUGCGGGGGAGUCUCUCCGCGGGGCAUUGACAUCUGCAGUCGACAAGGCCUUUGGAUUUGACGAGAGCGCAGCUAAGAACCAAGGCAUUGCACGACGAGGAGAAGAGGAGAUCCGAUCCGGCAAUGUUUCACGUGGUUCUCAUUAA
Messenger RNA from Aspergillus wentii DTO 134E9, 549 nucleotides. It is a transcript of the gene dprC, whose product is annotated as protein dprC. The transcript has 2 exons. The coding region runs from base 1 to 549 and encodes 182 amino acids. NCBI's taxonomy places the organism in Eukaryota, Fungi, Ascomycota, Eurotiomycetes, Eurotiales, Aspergillaceae. The record is from RefSeq and is a predicted model, not a curated record.